AUGAAGACCACAUUCUACCUAAGUUUGCUGCUGGCUGGGUUUCACACUGCUGCCCACAGUCAGCUCCCACCCAGUGACCACAAUGGACAUGACCCAAAUGACCCUAAACACCACAUACAUCAUGGAGGUGAAGCGAUGGCUUGCCUCAGACUUGUGCCAAACAAUGCUGACUUUGCAUUCCAGUUUUUUAGGGAGGUUGCACAGGAGGCACCAAAUAAGAACAUUUUCUUCUCUCCUGUGAGCAUCUCCACUGCCUUUGCAAUGCUGGCCCUUGGGGCUAGAUCAGCCACAAAGUCUCAGAUCCUGGAAGGACUCGCCUUCAACCUUACAGAGAUUCAGGAGAAGGAGAUACAUGAAGGCUUCCACAACCUAAUCCACAUGCUGAACCAUCCUGAGGGUGGAGUCCAGCUCAACAUGGGGAACGCCAUCUUUGUAACAGAGAAGCUGAAACUCCUAAAAAAGUUUUCAGAUGAUGCCAAGGCUCUGUAUCAGCUGGAUGCCUUUACAACUGACUUUACCAAACCCACAGAAGCUGAAAAGCAGAUCAAUGAUUAUAUAGAGAAGAAAACACAUGGGAAAAUUGCUAAUUUGGUCAAGGACAUGGACCCACAAACUGUAAUGCUUCUGGCUAGCUUUGUUUUCUUUAAAGGCAGCUGGGAAAAGCCUUUCAAACCAGAGCAUACUGAAGACAGGGAGUUCUUUGUGGAUGCUGAAACAACUGUGAAAGUCCCCAUGAUGUACCAGAUGGGCAGAUUUGACUUCUACUUUGAUGAGGAGCUGUCAUGCACUGUGGUACGGCUGCAUUAUAAUGGCAGUGCUACUGCAUUUCUGGUUCUGCCUGCAAAAGGGGAAAUGAAGAGUUUAGAGCAAACUCUGGACAAGGAAACCAUCCAGAAAUGGUCAGACCAUCUCUUCCAGAGAUCUAUGAACUUGUAUUUCCCCAAAUUUUCUAUUUCUGGGAGCUAUGAAAUAAGUAACACCCUUAGGAAGAUGGGAAUUGUGGAUGUGUUCACCAACCAGGCAGAUCUCUCUGGCAUCACUGGCACCCCAGAUCUGAAGGUUUCCAAAGUUGUCCACAAGGCUUCUCUGGAUGUUGAUGAGAAAGGCACUGAGGCAGCAGCAGCAACUGCUGUUGAAAUAAUGCCAAUGUCUCUUCCUCCAAUCAUUGAAUUCAGCCAUCCCUUCCUCAUGCUGAUUUUUGACAGAGAUACAAACAGUACACUCUUCAUAGGAAAAAUAGUUAACCCAACUAGUUGA
This is a messenger RNA of Agelaius phoeniceus (red-winged blackbird), 1257 nucleotides long. RefSeq names its product alpha-1-antitrypsin-like. NCBI's taxonomy places the organism in Eukaryota, Metazoa, Chordata, Aves, Passeriformes, Icteridae. Gene Ontology annotation, molecular function: serine-type endopeptidase inhibitor activity. The record is from RefSeq and is a predicted model, not a curated record.